Messenger RNA from Labrus bergylta (ballan wrasse), 1161 nucleotides. NCBI's taxonomy places the organism in Eukaryota, Metazoa, Chordata, Actinopteri, Labriformes, Labridae. The record is from RefSeq and is a predicted model, not a curated record.
UUUGUUUCAGGCCCAAGCUGGCCGACAACAUUGACAUGGAAGGGCUCCAGAGGUAUUUUAGCCCCGGUUCGGAGUUAGCGCUGUUCUGUAAACAGGGAUUCACCCCCAUCUUAGGACCUCGGAGGAUUGUCUGUGGCACCAGUGGAGAUUGGACAAAAACCAAAUUCAAGUGCAUACCAAAACGAUGUCCGUACCCUGAUGAGUUGUCUGAUGGAGAAAUGUACUAUGAGGAUACUGUGUACCAGAGCACUAUCAACUAUACUUGUAAUGAAGGGUACACUUUAACUGGAGCUAGCUCUGCUGAGUGCCUCGCCAAUGCAUGGAGCACACCAGUACCACAAUGCACAUCUGUUACCUGCGGUCUGCCUCCGAUCCCACUGAACGGGAUGAUCAUUUAUGAUAAGAGGAUCCAAGGGAACUCCACUGAAUACGGUCUGACAGGGACGUACAGGUGUCGACCUCCAUUCGUAGUUUUUGGUAAGGCAAGAGCCGAGUGCACCGCGAGUGGCAACUGGACCAAGACACCUGAAUGCAGAGUGGUGACCUGCCCGCAACCAGAGAACAUAGACAGAGGAUACAUGUCAGUCAACGAGGAGAGGGACUAUGACUACAUGGAAAAGGUCAAAUUUGGUUGCCACAGUGACUACGUUCUCGAGGGAAGUCAUGAGAUUGUUUGUCAGCAGAAUGGCAAUUGGUCUGAAAAGCCAUCAUGCAAAGUGCCCUGCAGUUUGGGCAUACAGAGAACAAGGAUACUUUACAGAGGACAGAAAAUGUGGAUCAAAGACCUGAAUCCCAAGAGAGUCAUGCACAGAGAAAUUAUCUCGGUCUUCUGCAUGGACAAGACCAGGAAGUGCGGUUACGCAGUGUCCACUCAGUGUAUCGAUGGAAAACUUAAAAUCCCAGACUGCUUUGAAGAGCCCAGCAGUAUCGAUUACAACUUACACUCAAGUUCACUUCCAUCAGAAGUCCAGCAGUGCUGAAACUGCAGAAGAUCCCGUCUCUGAUGAUCAUCAAAAUACUACAAAAUUAAAAGAUCCCUUCUCUGAUGAUCAUCAAAAUACUACAAAAUUAAAAGAUCCCGUCUCUGAUGAUCACUAAGAUACUGCAAAAUGAAAAGAUCCCAUCUCUUAAGAUCAUUAAAAUACUGCAAGAUGCAGCCCA